AUGAGCGAUCCAUCGUUCAAGGACAAGCGCGUCGAGUAUGUUGUGGCGUUUGGCGAACUGAUGGGUCAAGGAAAGAUCCCCAUCUGGAUUGACGAGGCCAAACUUCAACUUGUUCACUUGCCGCACCAAGGCACGGGGAAUAAUCUCCAUGUGAUCGGUGCCAUGUCGUCUGCCAACUUCUUUUUCUGCAGCCACAAGCGUGGGGCGUACAAGCACCAAGACGCAAACCUUUGGCUGCGUGAAAUGUUGCGUGCGGCGUCUCAACACUUUGGACGACUCGACGACAUUGUCGUUAUUGCAGACAAUGCUGCUUGUCACUCCAUGUUGGAGCAGGUUUUUGAAGAGGAGGAGUACGACAGUGCAACACUACUGUGUUUGUCUUCGUCCUCCCCCAUGUUCAACCCAAUCGAAAACUUGUGGUCAGAGUUCAAGGCGCAUGUGAAGACCCUUUUGCGUGAACGCCUUGCCGCCUUCAUGGGGCCUCCCCCAGAUGGACUCACCUGGGAAGAAUUCCGAAUGCAGUACCUCGAGCACAUGGCUCAAGAAGUCAUUCGAGGCAUCGACAUUCAUCGAUUGAACCGUUAUGCUCUACGACUGGAGUAUUUCUAUGGCCGUGCUGAGCGCAUGGAAGACAUGGAAGUCGGCAUGUGA
Molecule: messenger RNA, 651 nt
Organism: Aphanomyces astaci
Lineage: Eukaryota; Oomycota; Saprolegniomycetes; Saprolegniales; Verrucalvaceae
Exons: 4
Coding region: 1-651 (216 amino acids)
Molecular function (GO): nucleic acid binding
Source: RefSeq, a predicted model, not a curated record